UGUUUAUUUUUGUUUGAUGUCUUGUUUGUGAGAAAAGAACAUUCAUUGGGCUGUGAUCUCUGUCUAUCGAGUGUCAAUUUCACAGUUGAGUACAACAAAUUGCCUUAAGUGUUAACCUAAAAGAACCAAAGUUUGAAUCGUUCAAAGUGCACUCAUCAUUUUGACCGUGACCUUUUUUUGGUCUCAUUGCUUCUGCUCUAUUGACAGAAUCACUUUUAGUUUUGAAACAAAAAUAUAAUAACUUGCUCAGUCGCGUGUUAUCAACUGAAUGUCGCUGACCUUUUCAUGUUUUCUAAGUGAAAUACAAGCGCGUUUUGUGACACGUAAAACCAGAACGAACCAAAUAAACAAACGUAAAAGUGGCUACAAAAUGCAGACAUUGAUGCGUUUGCUUCUGCUGUUUGUUGGCUUCGAUGCAUUCGUCGUACCAACCUGUUCGUUGACUGUUGUCGCCCAUUCAAUUCAAAAAGAGACCAAUCGAUUCCCGGAUGAUUUUGCAUUCGGUGCGGCAACGGCAGCUUUUCAAAUCGAAGGAGCAUGGAACGAAGAUGGUAAAGGUCCGAGUAUUUGGGAUCAAAUGACACACGUCCAUCCGGAAAAAAUUGCUGACCGGUCGAAUGCAGACGUUGGACCGAAUUCCUAUCAUCUGUACGAGGCCGAUAUCAAUGCGCUGAAACAAACUGGGGUCAAUUUCUAUCGCUUUUCCAUCGCUUGGUCGCGAAUACUUCCCGAUGGUGAUGCUGGAUCUCUAAAUGUUAAUGGCAUCAAAUAUUACAACAAUUUGAUCGAUAAAUUAAUUGAAAAUGGCAUCGAACCGAUGGUCACCAUGUACCACUACGACUUGCCGCAAAAUCUGCAGUAUCUCGGCGGAUUGGUGAAUCCGAAAAUUUCCGACUACUUCAAAGAGUACUCCUACAUCUUGUUUUCACAUUUCGGUGAUCGGGUAAAACGAUGGAUUACUUUUAACGAGCCAUUUGAUUUUUGUACAGAGGGAUAUGGUGAAGCUAUUCAAGCGCCUCUGAUCUAUAUGCCCGGUGUCGGUGAAUAUUAUUGCAUCGACAAUGUUAUCAAGUCACAUGCCGCGACAUAUCAUUUGUACCAGAAAUAUUACAAGAGCAAAUUUGAUGGACAAAUUGGAAUUACUUUGAGUAGCCGUUUCUUCUACUCCACCACCAAUGACACUGAUGUUAUUGACAGAGCGAUGCAGUAUCAGUUAGGUUGGAUAAGUCACCCCAUAUUCAGCAAGUCUGGUGGCUAUCCACCUGUUAUGAUUGAGGAAAUAGCCAGCAACAGUGUUCGCGAAGGUCGACCAUGGUCACGUCUACCAUACAUGACCAAUGCACAAAAAAGAUUUAUCCAAGGAACGGCCGACUUUUUCGGUUUGAAUUAUUACACCAGCCGAUACGUGAAGACAGCCGACAGCCCGCAGGGUCACAAUCCGUCAUGGGACCAUGAUUCGAAUUUGGAAUAUGACAUUGAUCCAGUGUGGAAACGUGCAAAGUCGACGUGGUUAUACUCCGUGCCGCAGGGUUUAAGAGACUUAUUGCGAUGGAUACGGGACGAGUACGAUAAUGUGGAAGUGAUAAUAACUGAAAACGGGUGGUCUGACGACGGUGAAAUUGAAGAUACCGGUCGCAUUGAGUAUUUAAACGAUCAUUUGCAGCAGAUUCUGAUGGCCAUUCAUGAAGACUCAUGCAAUGUUCGCGGAUAUGCUGUUUGGAGUAUUAUCGACAAUUUUGAAUGGCUACGUGGGUACACCGAAAAGUUUGGAUUAUUUAGGGUCGAUGUUAAUACUACCGAAAAGGCUCGGAUUCCGAAACAGUCAGCCGAUUUUUAUCGACGCGUCAUUCAAACAAAAACCAUUCCUCAAAGAUAAUUUCUUUUUUCAUCAAAUAAACAUCAAAUUGAUUAACAUCCUGAAUAAAUCGACAAAAUUUUAAGCUUUA
Bradysia coprophila is the source of this 1946-nucleotide messenger RNA. RefSeq names its product myrosinase 1-like. Gene Ontology annotation, biological process: carbohydrate metabolic process. Gene Ontology annotation, molecular function: beta-glucosidase activity. The record is from RefSeq and is a predicted model, not a curated record. Lineage: Eukaryota; Metazoa; Arthropoda; Insecta; Diptera; Sciaridae.